AUGCACAUAGCGUUUGAAGAAAACAAUAAAAGAGAAAGCAACGUUUUAAACACUGCUAAACCAACUACUUGCAAAGAAGCAAUCCAAAAAUGGGAAGAAAAAAAUGGAAAAUCUGCGAGGGAAGAAAAAGAAAUCGUUUUAAGCUUUCAGUGGCUACCAAUUGAAAAAAUGGACAACAGUUUAUCAACCUUGGAAAAAGUCGAGAAGUUAUCAUUGUCAACGAACAUGAUUGAGAAAAUAUCCGGCAUAAAUGCUUUGAAAAAUUUGAAGAUCUUAUCACUGAGCCGAAAUAACAUAAAAACAUUUUCUGGAUUGGAGGCCGUUGGUGAUCACUUGGAAGAGCUUUGGAUUUCUUACAACUUGAUCGAAAAAAUUAAAGGUGUGAGUGCACUGAAAGCUUUGAAAGUGCUGUACAUGGGAAAUAAUUUAGUCAAAGAUUGGUCAGAAUUCAAUAGAUUGCAAGAAAUACCUAAUUUGCAAGAUUUACUCUUUGUUAAUAAUCCUUUGUGUGAAAACAUGGAUCCAGACGUUUGGCGUACUAGCGCUACGAAAAAACUGCCUAACUUAAAAAAAUUAGAUUCUGUCCCUGUUGUGUGA
Molecule: messenger RNA, 597 nt
Organism: Copidosoma floridanum
Lineage: Eukaryota; Metazoa; Arthropoda; Insecta; Hymenoptera; Encyrtidae
Product: dynein axonemal light chain 1
Biological process (GO): outer dynein arm assembly
Cellular component (GO): cytoplasm
Molecular function (GO): alpha-tubulin binding; dynein heavy chain binding
Source: RefSeq, a predicted model, not a curated record